Molecule: messenger RNA, 1869 nt
Organism: Fusarium mangiferae
Lineage: Eukaryota; Fungi; Ascomycota; Sordariomycetes; Hypocreales; Nectriaceae
Exons: 9
Coding region: 1-1869 (622 amino acids)
Source: RefSeq, a predicted model, not a curated record
AUGACGUCUGAAUCCGACGAGAGAAAGCUUAUCGUUGGGGUAGACUACGGAACCACGUAUUCUGGUGUAUCAUUUGUCUGGUCCACCGCUGUGGGCAUAGAGAGUAUUGAGCUUGUGGACCAGUGGGGUAGUGGAGAAAGAAGCGGUGGAAGAGUAGGUUAUGAAAGGCUCGUGCCGUCCAAGAUUUCGUAUUCCCCUGAGCUCUCUUGGGGCUACGAUAUUGACCCUGGUGCAACGACAUACUGUUGGACCAAACUUUUACUUGACAGGUUCACUAAGCCUUCCGACUUUGACGACUCGUCCCUCACUGAGGUUGACGGGCCGGGCCUGCUCCUUACUCCUCGAAACAAGACACCUGAGGAUGUGGUAACAGACUUUCUGGCACAGCUAUACUCCCAUGUUAUGUCACUUCUGGUCGACAAGUUUGGCACAUUAGUCGAACUAAGCCCGAUCGAAUUCUGGUUCACUGUACCGGCCCUUUGGAGUCUCAGAGCAGAAGAUGCAACAAAAAACGCUGCGCUGAAGGCUGGGUUUGGAUCACGAGAAAAGGACUCUGUCCAUAUGGUACGGGAGCCGGAAGCUGCAGCGAUCGCUUGUUUGAGUGAGUUGAUCAAGGAUGGUGAAAGUAAGCUCGUCCAGGUGGGAGACGGUGUUCUGGUAUGCGACUGCGGCGGAGGAACAGUGGAUCUCGCCUCAUACAAAGUUCAAGUGGCCUAUCCAAAACCGAGUUUGGAUCAAGCCUGCGUCAGUGAAGGUGAAGUUAUUAUCCCGUUGCCUUGCUAUAAGCUAGUAUUCAUAUUAAGAUCAAUCGCGAUAGGUGGCAAGUGUGGAUCGACGACUAUAGAUCGUGCUUUACACAAGUUGAUGGAAGAACGGUUUGGCUCCGCAUUCUCGUCUCUGCCCUAUGAAAAGAAAGGCGGAGGCACCAAGUUCAUGAACCAGUUCGAGUCAGCUAAACGUGAUUUUGGCGUGUCAAAGCGUUCCAGGAAGUAUCGGCUCGACCUCAGAUUGAAGGUCCCUGAUUCUCAAUGGUACGAUGGAGAUGAUAACGAAGUCAUCAUCACGACAGAAGACAUGAGGAGUCUCUUUGACCCUGUUGUCAAACAAAUUAUCGUCCUACUGGAACAGCAGAUCCAAGCGACACUUACCGAAAGCCAACUUGAGACGAUAUGUCUUGUUGGUGGAUUUGGUGAAUCGGUGUACCUCCUUAACAAGCUCAAAGAGUGGUGCCCGCCAGGUAUUGAACUUCUAAACCCAACAAGGUCAUGGGAAGCUGUAUGUCUUGGCGCAGCCCUUCGCGGUCUUGACGGCCCAAUUGUGAUAAAGAAGAAAUGUAGGAGGCAUCUUGGGACCAAAGUGGCAAAACCAUUUAGAGAAGGUAUCGAUGACGAAGAUGAUUCUUACCUAGACCCUUUCGACGGGUCAAAGCGCAUCGGGGGAUUCAUGGACUGGAUGGUAAAUAGGGGCGAGGUAAUAACACCAGACAGCGUAGUCAUUCGACCAUACUCCCUGAACUUUCUGGAGGGCAGAGAAAAGAAAUGGGUCGAAACAUUAUAUCAAUGCUCGCUAGCUGUGGCUCCAGAAAAGCAGUCGCAUCACUCCGUUGAGGAGUUAGGCGAGCUUCAUGUUGACUUGAGUAACGUGGAUCUGAGCGACUUUGAGACAAAGGAGAUCACCACACCGCUGCAGUGGAAAAAGCUGAAGAUCCACAGAGUUAUUAUCUUGAUUGUCAUGGUGGUCGAGGACGACUUGGGAUACAUGCACUUUCGCGUCGUGUGCGGGAGAGAGAUUGUGGGAGAGGCGAAAUUGAAGUUUGGUAAGGAGAAAGAAGAAAGUAAGUUGAGUCUGGAGAAUUUAACUAUUAGUUAG